AUGGGAGCAGUGGUGGUCGGUGGUGGUGGUUGCCGGAAGGGCCGGCUGGUGGCGUCGCAACCUUGUUGGCUGCUGCGGUGGGUACCUGGGCUGUGUCUUGGAGGGCCAGCGUGGCGCGCUAGAGCUGGUCUGGGCUGCAUUGCAGCUUGGGCUGGCUCGGUCUGGAGUGAAUGGGCUGGAGGCGUCGCUGGGCCUGGGUUGUUGUGCGCAGUGGGAGUGGAUUUGAACUUGCUACUCCAUGCGACUUGGGCUGCAUCCGCUUGGGCUGUGGGCUUGCUGUUUGGGCUUUGUCUAGUCAUCAUGUCUUCUAAAGAUGGUAACAGCUCAGUCCCAGUUCGAUCUCCAUCCCUUGACGUGCAUGUUAAGUUGAUGGAGCCUUUGACUGCUGAUGUGCCUUGUGUGGAUGCGAAUGAUCUAGAUGCUAGGAUCAUCACAUUCUGUCCUUUUUAUUUUUUCUUGGGCUUCAUGUUCUUGCUGUCAAAGCUUUUUAAGGAGGUGUUAUGUGCCAUGAAGUGUGCUCCGAUGAUUAACAUCUACAAGAGGUUGGAACUUGGGCUAGACAUGAAUAAGGUCGUCUGGACUCUGAACAUUCCCCCGAGGAGGAGUGUUUUGCCUAAUCCCCUUAAAAAAAGGAAGGCUGAUAUCAAGUCUUCAAGAAAUGAAGCUACUUCUUCGCAAGCGAAAGACAUGUCUUCUUUAAGGAAGAAGCCAAAGCUUGCUUCUGCUGAGAAGACACAAGUAAGAUCUGCUCCCUGUCAUAUGCUAAGGUUCGAGUCGUUUGCACCAGUCAAGGAAUGGAGAUCGAACUGGGAUGUCUGUUCAUCCGCCCAACCAUCACGAUCCAACUGUCAAGUCACGAGCAGUGAAUUGUUGAUUCCUUUGGAGGUGAGGAUGGAGGCUUUUAAGAAGGCAAGAGAGUUAUAUGCUUGGGUGAACGGUUCCUUUUCAACGCCAUCGGCUGAUCCCAAGGUGGACAAGUCCAGUCCUACAGGGGAUGCAUGCGUGUCUGAUCUAUUGAAGAUAAACUUCAUACCAAGCUCGUCUACUUGUGUGAAGCUAGUCGAUCAUAUCCAACAAGCUGACGAUUUAGAUACCUUUUCAACCAUUUGGAACUCAUCCGUUGUUGCCCCGUCUUCUGCUAAGCUCGGUGAGUUGGAGAAGAAGAAUGCUGAUUUAAGUAGCAAGCUCUCGGUCGAGCAGAUCUCCUAUGAAAAGAAGACGUCUAAAUUGAGGGCGAUGAUAUCUGAGUUGAAGAGUUCCCUUGUAAAGAAGGAUUCUGAACUUAGCCCUUCUGCUGCUGACUUGGUUAGUCAAAAAGAUGCCUACUUCCGUCUUGAGCGCAAGAAUGCAGACAUCUUUCCUAGUUAUGACAAGCUUCUGGCUAGAUUUGGCGUCUAUCACAAGUCUGCUAAAAAAUCCAAGCUUGAAACUAUCACAAAUGCGUACAAGCUGGGCUAA
Prunus armeniaca (apricot) is the source of this 1458-nucleotide messenger RNA. The record is from the annotation of a GenBank genome assembly. Lineage: Eukaryota; Viridiplantae; Streptophyta; Magnoliopsida; Rosales; Rosaceae.